AUGCCGUCCUGGACACCGCUCUCCGCCCCGGCCAGCUCCGCCCUCAACGGCACGUCCAUUCACACCUUCCACCACAACACCAUUGGCCGCAUAAACAGCAGCAGCAGUGCAGCAGGCCCGAGCCGAUUCUCGCCCGUUGUGGGCUCCCUACGUCCCGUAAGCCCGAACUCGUGGAACAACAAGUACCCGUGGACGACCAUGGUCAUGGCCCCGGCCCCGGCCCCGGCACCCUCAACAUCAACAUCAACAUCAACAUCAACACCAACAGCGGGCCCCAGCGGGCCCACUACCGCGCACGACCCCCCGCGCGACCGUCUGCCAAAGGAAGCAUACUCGUUACUCCAAAGAUACUACCACACAGUGUCGCAGUACCCGGCGAGCGACGAGGUCGAGCGGCUGAGCGCGCAGAUCCGCGCUAUGCCCGGCGGCGAGAGGUGCACCCCGGAGCGGGUGUCCAAGUACUUCUUCCACAAGCGGUACAAUAUGGCCUCGAAGGCCCACGCCGGCCAUCAACAUGAGCAUCACCCUGCACCCGACGCCCCCGCCCUCGUUCCGCAGCCUCAGGUGAAGGCAGAGAAGGGCACCCGCCAGAAACGGAACACUGUCGGCACGCUCGGGAGAACGACUGUUGGCAUCCUGUACCCGAGCCUCAAGGACAAGCGCGCGCGAAGCAGCGUCAACGUUCUCCUGAGGGAGGUCCCAGACCCGGAGCUUGAGCUCGCGCAGAUCUGGGCGGAGCGUAUCGGAUACGGCGCGAAAGGGGAGGACAUCGUCACCUACGCGCGCCACCUCCGCGCGGCCCAGGCACAACAAGCCCAUCAAGUGAGAUCAGAACCCUACCAGCAACCGCGGAGCAUGCAAAGUGGUAUAAUGCAGAAUCAGAUGCCGCAGAUGACCCUCAAGCCCUUCCACGCGACGUCGCCGUCCCUCGGGGGUCCGCAUCCGCCCACCCCCGAGACGUCGACGUCGCCCGAACCGCAGACGCAACCGCCUUCGCCGAUCUUCGAUAACGUGCACCCGAAGAAAGAGGAAGACGACGAGGAAGACGAGCUCUACUCUGACGAGGAGACCGAGUACCAACCUUCUCCGGUCGUGCCGUCGAAGCCCCCCAAACAGGAAUACAGCUACACGUUUCCGAGCGGCGAACACCUGCGCAAGCUUGCGGACGACGUGCACGCCGCGCUCUCUCAACCAACCAGGCCGCGAGAGGGCGCGCAGCCGAAAACGUUCGCGGAGAUGGGCGAGUGGUUGAAGCAGCAAGCUGCGCAAGACGUCGAGCCGUUCAUCCAAAAGGCCGUCAAUGGCACAUACAUGCACCUCGGGAUCCCGCCUCAUAUGCCCUCAUGA
Messenger RNA from Epithele typhae, 1347 nucleotides. RefSeq lists its product as uncharacterized. Lineage: Eukaryota; Fungi; Basidiomycota; Agaricomycetes; Polyporales; Epitheliaceae. The record is from RefSeq and is a predicted model, not a curated record. Bases 1 to 1347 code for a protein of 448 amino acids. The transcript has 5 exons.